AUGUCGAAGAGGCUAAUGCGUACAUUGCUUGAGCAAUUAGCUGCCAGGCGAGGCUUGAUAGGAAAAUCACUGACAAGUGGAAUGAAGAAAUGGUUUGGUGGCAGUUCUGCUGGAAAUUUGCAGACGAUAUCUUCUGUCAGUUUCCAACCGGAAAGUCUGGAAAUGCAGAGUCGACGGUUAGCGGACCUAGCGUUUUUGUUUGGACUAUACUCUUUUGCCCAUUCUCACUAUCGCUCAGUUAAAAAGGACUUCGAGCACAGCCAAGCGUGGCUUUACCAUGCUGCAGCUUCGGAAAUGGCUGCUGUCGCACUGUACUUAUCCGAUAAUAGAAUAACACCGAAGCAGUUCCCGCGACAUUACUUUGACGUUGCACUAGAAAACCAGCUCAGCUUCUCAGGUAACUACACGAGCGUAAUGCGAUGUGCUUUGAACGCUUCACUAAUUCUGAGCAAGUUAGGAAUGUUCAAGGAGGCUGCAACUCUUCUCUCGUCUGUGUCUAGCUUGGAUAACGACAUGUGCGUAGCAGUAACACAAGCGCAUGCGUCUCGAAAUUUCGAGGAGGCGAAGAUGACAAGAAAAGCCGCUUUCUAUCGGAUUCUUGCUGGAAAUCGGUUCAUGAAGGCGGGGCUCAAGCAGAAUGCUUUAGAAUGCUACAGUCUGGCUCUACGUAAGUAUGCUAAUACAAAUUGGGAUUCUGUCGAAGACCACCUAGCCACUAUCCUAUCAGCAGACGCAUCUGAUGAAGAGUUGGCAGUCGCUUGCGCAGUUCGAUUGUUGAGAGAAAGCGCGAUUCAAACUGAACUCAAUCAUGCUGCUUUCCUUGAGAAUUUUGUCGAGACUUUGACCCGAUUUGGCGCAAGCAGCGAGUCAGAUCCGUUUACCGUGCCUGUUCCUUUAUUGGACGUACAAGCAACGAGAGUUAUUUGUGGAGAGCGACCACAGUCUGAUGAUGUUCCCCUGAAUAAGAACAUUGCUUGGAUCGACAUUGAACGGGCUGCCUAUCAUACAUUAGCUGGCUCCUUUGCCGCCUUUCGUCCUACUCAUCUCGUAAGCGAUGACGAGACCGAUAAUCAGAGGAUACGAAGUACACCACCUUAUGAGAGGUUUCGUGUUGAAGUUCAUCUUCGUAAUCCACUGAAAACAUCAUUGACAGUUCAAAAUGUGAGACUCGGAAUCAGAGACGUUCAAAUGAAAGAAGGAUGUGAGAAUAUGCAGCCUUUUGAAGACCAGGAAUCGUUGGCUUCUCUUACUUUCUUGCCAGAAGAAUCGAAAAAGGUUGAGCUAUGGGUGCGCCCGACAUGCCAUGUUCACGGUUUUCGUGUUGCGAGUAUCCUAUUGCAUAUUUUGGGAGCUAACGGGUCUUUCAUCUUUGGUACUUUGCCUAUGAACGUUCGAGGGAAAAGGCUAAAUAAAAACGCGAAACAGAUGAAAUCUGUGGUGCAUGCUGUAGAUGAACGUUACGAAUUCACGUGGCCUCAGAACAGUGCCGCUUUUGGAUUUCGAUCGCCCAGAAACAAAUCACCACAAGUAUUUGUGGCAAGCUCCGUCACAUGCAUGUUGAAGACGUUGGUUAAAUCGUCCUACGCUCCGACAAACAGUGCACUCCGCAGCUUCGAACUGGAGGGCGUUCAUAUGCCGGCAGGCGAAAAAAUAUGGUUGACUGUAACGGUUCGAGCGCCAGCGUCGCCAGACAUCGAAUCAGACAUCGGCCUGGUGUUCUACUAUCGUGGUGAAAAUCUCACAUACCGUCAGUGGCAAACAGUAGUAUCGCUGCGCCCAGUCCCAUUAUUUGAAGCUUCACUUAAUGCAUUGGUGCAUGUCACAAAUGAACAGUGUAUACGGUGUUCCAUGUUGCAGGUGUCAUCUAUUGUUGGAGAGACUUUUAUCGAUGAGCCUCUCACAGCAGCCAAGUUGAGAUUUCCAAGAACGGAUAUGUGGUCCUCCAGAGAAGGCUAUUCUCUGCAGGAUGACCAUUUUCAAAAUGCUGUUUCCGAUGACGCAUCUCUGAAUAUAAUUUGCCGGCCAAUCAGACCUAUAAGGCACAACUUUGAGUUAAACAGAUUGUGUCAAAUCCCGCUCGAGGUGCUGGUUACGAAUGUCGACGAUAGAAAACGUGUCGCAGAUCUCACAUUGAAGUAUAGGCCUAAGGUUUCGGAAGCUGUAACAUCACUGGCUCAACUGCCACCCGAAAAUCGUCAGCAGUGGUGGGUUGACCGGGAAGUGGUUAGAUCAGUAGUUAAACAUGGCGAGAGUCACGUCUUCCGUUUUGUUAUCAGCGUCUGUCAGCCGUCUGUAUAUGAUGUCGCAGGCUCGCAGUUAGUAUUGGAAGCUACCUUCGAUGACGCUGAAGUGAAAACCUUCAAGUCUGCUUUAGGAAUGGCGUCGCAAACUCAAGGAAUUCAGCAGCUUCUUGCUGCUGAGAAGAGAGCUGCUGAAAAGAUUAACGAGGCUAGGAAGAGAAAAUUCCAACGUAUGAAGCAGGCUAAACAAGAAGCUCAGGCUGAAGUAGAGAAAUACCGACAGGAACGUGAGCGUGAGUUCAAGCAGUAUGAGCAGACCUACCUCGGAACCAAGGAAGAUACUGAAAGUAAAAUACGUCGCGAUACUGAGAACGAGAUUGAGGCCAUGAAAAAAAAUGUAGCUGCAAAUAAACAACAGAUUACGGUAAAUGAUCGAUUGGGGAAGAAAGUUCGAAUCAAAUGCAAUCCUACCGACACCAUUGGUGACUUGAAGAAGUUGAUUGCAGCACAGACUGGAACCAGGUAUGAGAAAAUUGUGCUGAAGAAGUGGUACACGAUUUACAAGGAUCACAUCACUCUCCAAGACUACGAGAUCCAUGAGGGGUUCAACUUCGAACUUUAUUACCAAUAG
This is a messenger RNA of Ostertagia ostertagi, 2871 nucleotides long. The record is from the annotation of a GenBank genome assembly. Lineage: Eukaryota; Metazoa; Nematoda; Chromadorea; Rhabditida; Trichostrongylidae.